This is a messenger RNA of Antechinus flavipes (yellow-footed antechinus), 2069 nucleotides long. RefSeq names its product megakaryocyte-associated tyrosine kinase (gene MATK). Gene Ontology annotation, biological process: protein phosphorylation. Gene Ontology annotation, molecular function: protein tyrosine kinase activity; ATP binding; protein binding. Lineage: Eukaryota; Metazoa; Chordata; Mammalia; Dasyuromorphia; Dasyuridae. Bases 190 to 1581 code for a protein of 463 amino acids. The record is from RefSeq and is a predicted model, not a curated record. The transcript is spliced from 13 exons.
UCCCGGGGAAGGCAAGGGGCUAGGCAGGAGAGGAGCCGGGAGCGGAGCCCCAGCUGCCCAGCCUGGCGCUGUCCGUGUCGUCCCCCCCUCCCAUCCCACCCGGUGCCGUCCCGUGCGGUCCGGAGCUCCGGCGGCCCAGGCUGGGCAGGUAAACCCAGUUAUCCCUGGAUCCUCCUCGUCUCAGCCAAGAUGCCAACGAGACGCUGGACACCAGGCACUCAGUGCAUCACCAAGUGUGAACACAUGAAGCCCAAGCCAGGGGAACUGGCCUUCCGCAAAGGCGAGGUUGUCACCAUCCUGGAGGCCUGUGAGAGCAAGAGCUGGUACCGGGCUAAGCACCAUGACAGUGGCCAGGAGGGGCUGUUGGCAGCUGGAGCCGUUCGGGAGCGAGAGGCCAUCCCCACUGACCCCAAGCUCAGUCUCAUGCCGUGGUUCCAUGGUAAGAUCUCGGGGCAGGAGGCAGUAGCUUUGCUGCAGCCAGCAGAAGAUGGGCUCUUCUUGGUCCGGGAGUCUGUUCGGCAUCCAGGCGACUAUGUGCUGUGUGUCAGUCAUGGCCAGGAGGUGGUCCACUACCGAGUGCUGCACCAUGGUGGACGACUGACCAUUGAUGAGAGUGUCUCCUUCUACAACCUUAUUGACAUGAUUGAGCAUUACAUGAAGGACAAGGGGGCCAUCUGUACAAAGCUAGUGAAACCCAAGAGGAAACAUGGAACCAAGUCAGCUGAGGAGGAGCUGGCCAAAGCUGGUUGGUUACUGAACCUGCAGCAGCUGACCCUCGGCAGCCAGAUUGGGGAGGGGGAGUUUGGAGCUGUGUUGCAGGGGGAGUACCUGGGCCAGAAGGUGGCGGUGAAGAACAUCAAGUGUGACGUCACAGCGCAGUCCUUCCUGGAUGAGACUGCCGUCAUGACGAAGAUACAGCACAAGAACUUGGUGCGGCUGCUGGGGGUCAUUCUUCAUCAAGGGCUCUACAUUGUCAUGGAAUACAUGAGCAAGGGUAAUCUGGUGAAUUUUCUUCGGACCCGAGGCCGUGCCCUGGUCCACAAAGCACAGUUGCUGCAAUUCUCCUUGCACGUAGCUGAGGGCAUGGACUACUUGGAGGGUAAGAAACUUGUACACCGAGAUCUGGCUGCUCGCAACAUCCUUAUCUCUGAGGAUCACGUGGCCAAAGUCAGUGACUUCGGUCUGGCUAAGGCUGAACGACGGGGCCUGGAUACCAGCCGGCUUCCUGUCAAGUGGACUGCACCUGAGGCCUUGAAACAUGGGAAAUUCUCCAGUAAGUCAGACGUCUGGAGUUUUGGAAUCCUUCUGUGGGAAGUGUUCUCCUAUGGCCGGGCUCCAUACCCCAAGAUGUCUCUGAAGGAGGUGUCUGAAGCUGUGGAACAGGGUUACCGAAUGCAGCCCCCAGAGGGCUGUCCUGCCAGUGUCUAUGCCCUCAUGGGCAGCUGCUGGGAAGCAGAGCCUACACGCCGUCCCACCUUCCGGAAACUCUUGGAGAAGCUGACCAAGGAGCUGAGAAGCACAGCAACAGAGCCUGUCCCUGAGGGAAGCUCAGCUGGACCCCAAAGCCUCCAAGAACCUUGACCCUCUCAUCCUUGUGUCCCCAGGGCUGCAAAUCAGACUCUCUGGCUAAAAGACUCCCUGGAACCUUGCCCAGCCCAACCCCUUUGGGGAUUGGAAAGAGACUGGAGAAGGUCAAAAUGUUUUCUCUUAUCUCUUCUCCUACCCGGGUAAUUCCUGGACUGAGAGAGCCACCAAAACGGGGACUGGAUCUGGGUGGGAGAGUGCAUGGGGUGGGGAAUGUAGAGCUGCACUACAGUCUAUACACACCCCACCCCACCCCGCACUUUCCUCACUUGUCCCCACUCCCCACCAAAUCUGUGGUGCAAUCUGGCCUUGGUUUCCUUGGGCUACAGUCACUGGUGUGCUCUCAAUACCUUCUUGGGGAAUAGUCAGGGGAUGUUGAUAUGGAGAUGCCCCCAGUUGGCCUGUAGAUAUCAAGAAGUCUAACGGAGUCUGGCAAAUUUGGGAGACAGAGAUAAAAGGACAUGGAGGCUUUAUUAUUCUGAGAA